AUGGCGACCCCGACGGUAAUAUCCGCCAAUUCGUCAGAAGAGGAAGUAACAAUGUUUGAUAAUUUGCACAAGAAAAACAAACGAAAACACACCAACGGUCACCAUGAUUCAAACCAGCCGGAAAGCAAAAAGCUCCACGAAACCGGAACAGAGGCCGGAUCGUUUGCAAAUUUUUCCGAGAAAUCGGUACGCAUCAUGCAACAGAUGGGUUAUAAGGCUGGCACCGGGCUGGGUAAGACAGGCCAGGGGCGCGUGGAUCUGAUCGAAACGUCCUCACAGAAGGGACGAAGCGGUUUAGGCAUGAAAUUGAACGAGCUAAACACAGCCGCCGAACAGUGGGAUGGUGCAGCGGAGGAAUUAAAGAUCCCGGAAAUGUACACCUGGCUGAAGAAUGCAAAUGCGGCUGCGGAUGAUCCGGGCAUCACGCGGGAACAGCUAGACGCAUGGAUAAAAGUAGGCCCGCGCAAGCUGCAAAUCAACGACGAGCACACAUACUGCGAGCCUGAGAUUUUGCAACAAAUUCUAGCGAGUAAGUCAGUGUUCGAUAAUCUCGGUGCGGAUGAUAUGCGCAAAGCGCGGUCCAAGUCAAACCCGUUCGAGCUAAUUAAAAGCAACAUCUUUAUCAACCGUGCCGCAGUCAAGAUGGCAAACAUGGAUUCGAUGUUUGGUUUUAUGCUUACUAAACCGCUUGACCAGAACGGCAAACUGUUGGUAAGAGAGAACGAUCUGUUUUACUUCGCGGACGUGUGUGCCGGUCCGGGAGGGUUCUCCGAGUACGUGCUGUGGCGUAAUGGGUGGCACGCGAAAGGGUUUGGCUUUACACUGAAAGGGGCGUGCGAUUUUCGUUUAGACGACUUCACGGCUGGAUCGCCGGAAACGUUUGACGCGUACUACGGACCGAAGGAGGACGGUAAUAUUUUCGAUCCGGCAAAUAUUGAGGGAUUUUCCGACUACGUCAUGACACAGACGGAAACGGGUGUCCAUUUGAUGAUGGCGGACGGAGGGUUUUCCGUCGAAGGACAGGAAAACCAGCAAGAGAUCCUUUCGAAACAGCUCUACCUGUGUCAGAUGAUCGUGGCGCUUGCGAUCGUUCGACCGGAAGGACACUUUGUGAUGAAGGUGUUCGAUCUGUUUACACCGUUCAGUGUCGGGCUAGUGUAUCUAGCGUACCGGUGCUUCCGGGAGAUUUCCAUCUGCAAACCAAACAGCAGCCGUCCGGCCAACUCUGAACGAUAUCUCGUUUGCAAGUGGAAGCUCCCAAAAACCGAUCUCAUACAGAGGCAUCUUGAGGAUGUAAACAGGCAGAUGUUUAACAAUAGCAAGAAAAACAUCGACACACUCGAGCUUGUGUCGGAAGAGGUGCUGCAUGAGGAUGCCACAUUUUUCGAGUACAUCUGCACCAGCAACAACACUAUCGGGGUGAACCAGAUAACGGCUUUGUUGAAGAUAGCGGCGUACUGCAAAAACCGUGACCUCGCCGAAACGCGCCAGACAGAGGUGAAGCAAAAGUGUCUAUCGCUGUGGAAGCUGCCGGACGGGAUCCGAAAAUUUGCCAACAAGGGUGACCCGGACCAGUACGUGGCGAAGCUGUACAAAGAAUGGAACAGCCUUACAAAGGAGGUGUGUCAGGUGGAGAAGAAGCUGCAAAAUCCGGACCUGAAGAUGAACUUCCAGUCCGCGUACGAUUGGUGCUUUGUGCCGAUCGGUAAUGCAGAAAACAAUGGCAAAAACAUUCGCACGAUUUUGCUCGGCAAGGGUGGCAAGGAGGUGUACAAGUUUGAUCCGAAGCAGUGCAGUUGGAUACCGAUGACGGAGGUGGCGAUCGAGCUGCCGCACGGUACGAUCAUCUACGGGGAGAUUGUGCGAGAGCUGCAGGGUCAGGGAAAAUCACAGAUCGUCAUCAAUACACUGCAUAUCAUUGAUGGGUUGUUGCUUGGUGGCGAAAACAUUCGCAAACUGCCACUCCGUCAGCGAAUGGCACGAUGUCAGCAGUUUGCCAAAGCGCUCAACAAACCGCUGAAAGGCAUCAAUUCUGAUUACACGAACGGUAGCGCGGUGACGGUACAGAUACGGGCGAAGAAGUUGUACGAUCUGUGCGAUAUCGAAAAUAUCUUCUUCAAAUCGUUGGAAACGUACAACCUGAAGACCGGACCGCCACGGUUGGGUUACCGGCUCCGGAACGUGAUCGAUGCGGACCGUUUCUACGUGCCGUAUGGGUUGCUGUUUUUAAAGGAGACUAAACCAGACUAUUUGAAAUCACUGUCUACGAAACGGCGAAUGUUUUAUUACUCUAAUAUGAAAACCAAGGUUUCUAAGUACCCGGAGCAGUUUGAUAACCACGAGGCGGAAACGAUGGCAAUGUUUGAAGAAACGUUCCAUUCGCGCCUGCUUUGGAAGUGGGAAAUAGUGCUCCAGGUCAAUCCGCAAGUUACUGAGGAAAGAUCCUCGGAUAGUGUGUACCGGGUGGACUUUAAACAGUAUCUGCAAACCAACUACGGACAAAGCGUUAAUUAA
Molecule: messenger RNA, 2514 nt
Organism: Anopheles marshallii
Lineage: Eukaryota; Metazoa; Arthropoda; Insecta; Diptera; Culicidae
Product: cap-specific mRNA (nucleoside-2'-O-)-methyltransferase 1-like
Exons: 2
Coding region: 1-2514 (837 amino acids)
Biological process (GO): 7-methylguanosine mRNA capping
Cellular component (GO): cytoplasm; nucleus
Molecular function (GO): nucleic acid binding; methyltransferase cap1 activity
Source: RefSeq, a predicted model, not a curated record